AUGUCGCAUCCACCUGCGGCCACUGUGAGAGGCAAGAAGGGACCACCACAAGCCCUAACAAGGGAGAGCCCUGUGCUUCCCGUUGGUCUCCGUUAUCAGAAACAUGCCCUGACACAGACCAACUGCAGCAACUCCGCGGAGAUCUGGUUAGCUGCUAGUGGCUUAUCGGCGGAUCCUUAG
This is a messenger RNA of Aspergillus chevalieri, 180 nucleotides long. RefSeq lists its product as uncharacterized. The transcript has a single exon. NCBI's taxonomy places the organism in Eukaryota, Fungi, Ascomycota, Eurotiomycetes, Eurotiales, Aspergillaceae. The coding region runs from base 1 to 180 and encodes 59 amino acids. The record is from RefSeq and is a predicted model, not a curated record.